CCUGCACCUGCACCUUCACCUGCACCUGCCGGGGAGGACAAAAAGUGGAGAAAGGACGAGCAUCUCACUUCCUCGCGCCUUCCAUCCUCCCUUCCACUCUUCGCGGCGGCCAAUGUGCACGUGCGCCAGCUGCAUCGCCAGAAACAGAAACACCACGCCACAACACAACACGCUCGCAUCCCAUAUUGCGCUGCCAGUUGCGCCUUCCCACGCUCGGCGAUCGUCCCAGCGACACCCAGCGCCUUCCUUUCCCUUCCCUUCCCUUCCCGGGUUGUGCACAAGAGGCACCUGCCCGGAAUCCCGUCCUCUUCCACUCCACUUCCUCUUCUGUCCACUUCGAUGCCUCAUAAACUUGACGCAACGAUCCUCUGCCACAGCCAAAUGACCUGACCGAGCACUGAAUAAGAAAGGAAAAACAAAAGCAAGGACGCUAGAAUUGCAGACGCCUUCGUUCUUUCAGCCUCCUGCUGCUCGUGUUCUAACUUUCAGAUUCACUUCACGUUACAUUGAUCCUCUCCCGCAGUAAAGAGAGCCAGACGAACCCUCGAGUAACAUCACUAGGCCCUUCUUGUCUAUCGCCUUUAUCCUGAUCGCAGCCACAGCUUCACACCCUAACGCUCCGCGACCAUUUGGUGGCGACGCCUCUUUCUCUCUGUAUAUCCAUCUUAAGCCCCUCCCUCUUCCAUCCCUUCGUUUCUUCCUUCACCCCUCUUUUUCUCUCCAUCAAUGCCGUCGUCACCGCCACAGCAAGCACCAGGUCUUCUUCCUACCAAUUAGAGAAAUACUUUCGAGUAACGGCGUUGGUUUCAACCUGGACUGAGCGGUCUACCACCCGUCUGUCCAUGUCGUGAUACUAUUUGCCAUUCUCUGCCUAUUUUUACUCCGUGCUCACAAUCUAUUCUGCAGCGUCUAGCUUUCGCGAGCCACGGAUCGUUCGAAGUGUUGCUGCCAUAAUCAUGGCGCAUGCCACGAGAAAAAAGAGCGCAGACGAGCCUGGUCUUCAAGUCAUUUGCUUGGGUUCUGGAGGAGGACCAAACGAAGAUAAUGUGACAGGGUUUCUGGUCCGUUCGACGGCAUGUGAUUGGCAGCAGCGCAAUGGCGUUCUUGCUGUGGAUGCAGGAACCCAUCUCUCUGCAAUCUGCCGUAUACUGCUGGAGCACUUCCCGCUUGUUGCGGAUCCGAGCCCUCGAGACCGCGGAAGCACAAAAAGUCCCGCCGCCAGUCCAAGCGGAGACGUGCUCUCGGAGGAGAAUGACGAGUCGAGCACCACAUCCGAGCGCUCGCCAUCUCCUGAGCUCACCACAAUCCAAAGCGGCCCUUUUCAAGGCGCAACAUUCCCUCAUCGUUCGGCAAGAGCCAACGCUGUUCAUUUCGUCAGAGAACAUGUCGACUCCUACCUCAUAACCCACCCUCAUCUCGAUCAUAUUGCCGGCUUCGCGAUGAACACUGCUGCAUUUCACAACACAUCGCGGCCGAAGAAGCUCGCCGCACUUCCAUUCACCGUCAACUCCAUCAAGCAGCAUGUCUUCAACGACAUUAUAUGGCCAAACUUGACUGACGAAGACGAUGGAGUUGGGUUCGUGACUUUCCAACGUCUAGCAGAGGGCGGAAAUCUCGCACUUGGGGAAGGACACUCGCGAGGAUUUAUCGAAGUUUGCAACGGUCUUGCGGUGAAGGGUUUCAAGGUUUCACAUGGAACAUGUGCAUCAGCGCCAAAGUCUGAUAGACGUGGGAGCCGGGAGACCAUAGAGAGGCAAACGCAAGUGAAUCAGGGCUCACAUACACCACAUCAUGUACACCAUUCCCAUAAUAGAUCAGUGAACCACUCGCAUAACACGGCUGCCAACAAAGUUGAAGGCUCCGGUAUCUCAGAUGGCGGUCGCCGAUCGAGCGUGUUCAGUCAGCAAUCACAACCAGGGACGCCCACAUUCUUCACCGGGCAGGACCCUAUUGCCCAGCCAGUAGUCGAUAGCUCCGCCUACUUCAUUCGCGCUGAGCAUUCAGGGCGUGAGAUCCUGAUAUUCGGUGACGUCGAGCCAGACUCGAUCUCAUUAUCACCUAGGACACAUAUUGUCUGGGCGGAGGCCGCGCCAAAGAUCGCUGCUGGUCUGCUUUCGGGCAUCUUCAUCGAGUGUUCGUACGACGACUCGCAGUCAGACAGCAUCUUGUUUGGACACCUGGCACCACGUCACCUCAUUGCGGAACUUCAGACCUUAGCAGAUAUGGUUGCAGAGCGAAGGCGGGAGCUUAACGAGAAGAUAGGCAAGAAGCGUAAGAGAUUCAGUUCGCAUACGGCGGGUCGACCAAGGCCGAAUAAGGACGGUAGUGCAGCGAACACGCCGACCAGCGAUGAUCUUAUGCAUGACAUUAUCCAUCAAGAGGAUAUCCUCCCACUGCCGACUCCAACCAGCGCAAAGGUGCCGGUCACCCCCUUGAAGGAUAUCGAGCCACCACUCAAAGGUGUUAAGGUGAUAAUCAUCCACGUCAAAGAUUCGAUGACGGAUGGACCACUAGCCGGUGACUUGAUCAUGCGCGAUUUGAAGGCGCAUGAGCAACGGCUCAGUGACCAGGGUAAACCGUUAGGCUGUACCUUUGAGAUCAGCAAGAGCGGUGAUAGUUACUUCCUAUAGCAUCCUGGAUUAAAUCUCUUUGUAAGCUUUUCAACAUCAUUGCACUUAUGUAUGAGCGAGGAUCGGUCUGGUGCGUUUCGGCUAUUUCCUGAAAGAGACUUCCUUCUUUCGCACUACACGCAGAGAGAUGUAUAUCUGUGCAUGGAAGUCGUGGCAAUUUGAUGCGUGGACGUCUUAUGACCAAUCUAAGCUCUCAAACAUGGCUUGUAAAUUUUGCGUCAUAAUGUGUUACUUUUCACCCAAGACGAAUAUUUAUGAAGAGCUUAACAUUAAAUUAUACGGGCUGAAAAUCGAAGCCUACAUGCCCUUGUGCACAAGCUUGGUAUUACGUAUCCUUCAGGUAUC
Messenger RNA from Verruconis gallopava, 2975 nucleotides. RefSeq lists its product as uncharacterized. NCBI's taxonomy places the organism in Eukaryota, Fungi, Ascomycota, Dothideomycetes, Venturiales, Sympoventuriaceae. The transcript is spliced from 2 exons. Gene Ontology annotation, biological process: cGMP catabolic process; negative regulation of glucose mediated signaling pathway; cAMP catabolic process. Gene Ontology annotation, molecular function: 3',5'-cyclic-AMP phosphodiesterase activity; 3',5'-cyclic-GMP phosphodiesterase activity. The record is from RefSeq and is a predicted model, not a curated record. The coding region runs from base 957 to 2630 and encodes 557 amino acids.